Messenger RNA from Verruconis gallopava, 1778 nucleotides. RefSeq lists its product as uncharacterized. The transcript is spliced from 3 exons. Gene Ontology annotation, biological process: ubiquitin-dependent protein catabolic process. The record is from RefSeq and is a predicted model, not a curated record. Bases 128 to 1405 code for a protein of 425 amino acids. Gene Ontology annotation, cellular component: cytoplasm. Gene Ontology annotation, molecular function: ubiquitin conjugating enzyme binding; ubiquitin binding. Lineage: Eukaryota; Fungi; Ascomycota; Dothideomycetes; Venturiales; Sympoventuriaceae.
CUGGAAACUUAAUUGUCGUCAGCUCUUUUAGGCACCGAACAAGACGACUUUAUAGUGCUCAUUUUGGCGAGUAUUUACCUCCUGCUCUUCGUAACUCUUCUCCCGCCUAUCAGUCUCGUCUUGAAGCAUGACAGACCCGGAAAAGCACAGCGGGGCCGAGUCGCCCACGACUGGUCGCGAGCCAGACUUCGAUGACGAUCCUCCUCAGGAUGGUAACAGCUCCGUUCAGCCAGACCACGUUGCGUCGCCAACGCCCAAGGAACCCAAGAAGGUGAGCUUCUCAGAGGAAGAAGCUCCUCCAGCAAAACCACCACGACCAAUGAGUCCCCGAGCGCAAGCCGAAGCCACAUUGAUUGAAGCUUUUCCGUCAAUCGAUUUGAAAGUUAUCAAGGCUGUUCUCACUGCUAGCGGCGGCCAGGUCGAGCCUGCAUUCAAUGCUUUGCUCGGCAUGUCUGAUCCAACCUUUGAGCCUGAACAGCCCCCUCCACAACCCGCGCGCCCGCAGAGAAGACAACAGCCAAUGAGUCAGUUGGAAGCAGAUGAACUGUAUGCACGACAACUGGCGGAGCAGUAUGAUAACGCAGCUGGUGAAUAUGGUCCUCGGGGCAGGGGUCGUCCUCCUCCUGGUGCGAGAAGACAAAGGCCAAAUGAACUUCAUGAAAAUGAAUACAGUUUCUGGGAUGAUGAUUUACCUGAAAUUAAGAAGAACCUUACCAAGGGCUUUCAGGAAACGCAAAAGACGGUCAACAAAUGGAUCUCGGAAUUCAAGAGGCGCCUCGAUGGAGACGAUGAGGAUGAUGAACAUAUUCAACAAGGCCAGUCAAGCGGUCAAUUUCGGCGGCAAAAUUUUGGUCCUUCACAAUCGGAGCAAUUGCGUGGUAUAAACAGGAUGAGUGCACAAGGCAGAAGAAGCGGUGAUAGAGAGCGUUACGAUGCAGAUCCACAAGUUCUGAGUGAUGACUUCAGGGAGCUGCAGAUGGAAGACAACGAGACGCCACCGCGCCGCCCGCCGCGUCCUCAAGCAAAUCCUAAUCUUUUCAAGCCUACACCCGCAGUCCCGACUGGCCCAGUCGAUGAGGUUGAUGCACUGUAUAGUCAGCCAUCUCCUCCACAAGGCAAAGGACCAACCUCCGGAGCUACAUCGGGCGGCAAAAAAUGGCAGCCCUUGACGUCUGUUGCUCCGGCUCCAGUUGGUGAAGAUAAUGACCCUUUCAGUCUGGGCGACUCGGAUGAAGAGGAGGCUAAGAAGACGGACCUGAAGCCCGAGGAUUCGGAACGUUUGAAAAAGUCAGCUUCGAAGAGUGAGAGUAGCAAGCCGGAUGUGCAGCCAGAGGAAGCUGGCAAGGAAGGAACCAAGAAUAAGGAGGCAGAAGAGUUGUUAAAUGCUAGCGGGCAGAAGAAGUAAAUGUUGUUUAUGACUGUUUCUGUACACCGUGAGAGGUUCAGCAAGAUGGAUAUUCAUGUACAUUGUUGAAAUCUCAAUUUUCAGAGCUUGAGUCGGAAGAGAUGCGAAACUUUAAUCUGGGCUUCUAGUAACCUAGGUCCAUCGCACAGGAAACAAGGCAUGAAAUUCUCCAUGACAUGACUAGGUCAUUUCAUGGAAACAAUGUACACGGCCAAUCAGCACCAAUUUAUUGCUCUAGCUGUUAAGCUGUACUCCAUUUGACCGUCUCUGAAAAUAGUGUCCUGAAACCCCUUGGCUCUGACGGCUAAGUUGCGGAAUUACAUGUGGUAAGACCGGAUUCAAUCAUGUAAAAACAAGUUAUAGGUGUCAAGCG